This is a messenger RNA of Exophiala viscosa, 2102 nucleotides long. Its product is annotated as MFS sugar transporter-like protein. Lineage: Eukaryota; Fungi; Ascomycota; Eurotiomycetes; Chaetothyriales; Herpotrichiellaceae. The transcript has 8 exons. Bases 296 to 1948 code for a protein of 550 amino acids. Gene Ontology annotation, molecular function: carbohydrate:proton symporter activity. Gene Ontology annotation, biological process: carbohydrate transport; transmembrane transport. The record is from RefSeq and is a predicted model, not a curated record. Gene Ontology annotation, cellular component: membrane.
GUUUGAGGAUUGUUUGCUUGGCCCGACAAGUCAGAUGAUCAUCUUUUCAGGGGUCAAUCAUCGUCAAUCUCCAGGCCUCUCCUCGUUCCCAAUGUAACGAUAAGCCAUUGAUACCACACCCAAGCCCGCGCAUCCCCGCUGGAGGGAUAAUGCUAGUGGUGUGCUUUCCAUGGCCCUCAGAGGUCCAUCCUGCCUCUUCACGACCUUAUCGCGUGGACGCUAAUGCGGGAGGGCUAGUUGCGUUCUGCAGCCUUUGAAGCUGGACUAGACUGGACAAGAUACGAAAUCCAGCAGAAUGCGUGGCAAUGAGAGGCUGGAGGAGAGAGAACCUCUUCUUGGGAUUGCGCCAGUUCAUCACACGCGCCGGAAUGAUGAUGGCACAAAGAACGACAUCGAAGAUAGGAAGGAUCCUGCUGGGCUGAUCGCCACUGCAUCCAUCGAUGACAUCCACACCGAAGCACGCAUUGCUGCCGAUGAGGAACAUGGCCACAGUUUCUUCAAAGCGCUCAAGCUAUAUCCGGCUGCUGUUGGCUGGUCGCUGUUCUUCUCGUUGGGCGUGAUCAUGUGUGGAUUCGACCCACAAGUCAUUGGACAGCUCUACGCGGUACCAAAAUUCCAACGCGACUUUGGCUAUCUCUACGAGGGCAAUUGGAUCAUAUCGGCACCAUGGCAGACGGGCCUAGGAAUGGGGUCACCUAUCGGCCAAGUCCUAGGAGCGCUUUUCGCAGGCUACCCCAUGGAAUGGUACGGCCGAAAAAAGACAUUUGGGGUCUGCGUUAUCUGCACGACCGGCUUGAUCUUCCUGCAAUUCUUUGCCAGGUCACUCCCGGUUCUGCUUGCGGGAGAGCUCCUGGGAGGACUCGUCUUGGGCACGUAUGCGGUGAUCGCUCCAGCUUACGCCUCAGAGGUUUGCCCUCUGGCCUUGAGAGGUGUCCUUACGUCCUGUACGAAUAUUUGUUUCGUCAUCGGUCAGCUACUCGCCAACGGAGUGAUUGCCGGGACGGAGGGCUUCGACAGCCACUGGGCAUACAGCGCUCCUUUUGCCGUGCAAUGGGUGUGGCCUUUUUUCAUCUUGAUCGGACUACCGUUUGCACCAGAGAGCCCUUGGUGGCUGCAGAGACAAGGCCGUUUCGAAGAAGCCGAAAAGGCUCUCAAACGCCUGGCCUCUUCCGAUAUUGAUGUGAAGCCGACCCUAGCUAUCAUCAUCGAGACCGACAGGCUGGAGAAGGAAAUCGAGACGGGUUCGACCUAUUGGGAUUGUUUCAAGAAGAUCAAUCGUCGCCGGACCGAAAUUGCAGUGGGUGUAUAUACCAUUCAAGUGCUGUCGGGUAUUUACUUGGUUGGUUAUGCGACUUACUUCUUCACAUUGGCUGGCUUGCCAACCACCCAAGCGUUCAACAUGGGGGUCGGAUUUCUGGCAGUUGGCUUCGUCGGGACGUGCCUUUCAUGGCUUCUCCUGGUACACUUCGGUCGACGAAGCAUCUACAACUAUGGUCUUGCCACCUUAGCAGUACUUCAGCUCAUUAUCGGCAUCAUCGACUGCUCGCCACACUAUGACCAAAGACCCUCGAUUGCCUGGGCGGAGGCCGUGAUUAUGGUCAUAUGGAAUUUUAUUUACGAUCUCACCAUUGGUCCGGUAUGCUUUGUUCUUCUCUGCGAAGUUUCGGCGACGAGAGUUCGCAGUAAAACCAUUGCCUUGGCCACUGCUGCACAGGCUCUCGCAGGAAUCGUGAUGACGGUGGCCAUUCCAUACAUGAUCAAUGCAGACCAAGCCAAUAUGAGAGGUAAGCUAGGCUUCUUCUUCGGAGGGCUUGCUGCGGCUUGCUUUACAUGGGCGUACUUCCGGGUGCCAGAGUUGAAAGGUAGGACGUUCCAGGAGGUGGACAUUAUGUUUGAGCGUAAUGUCAAGACGAGGGAAUUCAAGGACUAUGUCAUCACACGAGAGUGAUCUGUCUUGACAUGUCUGGGAGAACAUCGUCGCCGCUUGAAAACCUGUAGAAGCAGGCAGAAACGCUUGCGAAUUGCAGCGCUAACACCGCCAUCUAUUGCUAUAUCUGAGGAGCUAUAAUUACCAUUGGGUCGAAACAAAUCAUGUUAACAGA